GACACGCUUUGUCGUCGUGUUACUGCAGGUCUCAUUCGGCGAUCACUAUGCCACUCGACGACUAUGAGGUCGAUGCCACGGAGCUCUUAGAAACUUACGAUUUCUUGAUGAAGUAUAUCAUAAUCGGUGAAGCCGGCACGGGUAAAUCGUGUCUUCUCCACCAUUUCAUACACAAUGCUUUCAAGGAUCACUCCCAACACACGAUCGGGGUGGAGUUCUCUAGUCGGACAGUAAAGCUUGGAGAGAAGAGAAUUAAACUUCAGUUAUGGGAUACCGCGGGGCAGGAACGAUUCCGGUCAGUUACGCGCAGUUAUUACCGCGGCGCAGCGGGAGUAAUACUUGUGUAUGACAUCACAAGUCGAGAGUCGUUUCUCAAUCUGUCUCGGUGGUUAGCUGAUGCCAGGGCUCUUGCAAGCCCGCAUUUGGUUGCUGUUCUGGUUGGGAACAAAUCAGAUAGAGAAGAAGAACGCGAGGUUGAAUGGGCGGAGGCUAGUAGAUGGGCUGCUGAGAAUGAUGUUCACUUUCUGGAGGUAUCUUCGUUGUCAGGAGAAAACGUUGAGACACCAUUCCUACUCGCAGCACGAGCCAUCCUAUUAUCCAUAGAGUCUGGAGUGCUCGAUCCGGAGAAAGUAGGGAGUGGCGUUAGCUACGGUGAUCGAGCACUGCGGAGAGUAACCAGUUCUAGCCAUCUCAGUUUUGGAAGUCUGAGUGGGGCCCGCAGAAGACGAUCAAAUCGGCUGAAGAACUGGAUACCAACAGGCAAAUGUUGUUAGGACUAGCGCCAGUCACCACAGACAUCUCCUGGAGCCUCUCAAGUGGUGCGGCAAGGUACAUUUUGUCUAUUGUUCUUUACACAGCAUGUUAUCAGUACCAUUUAUUCUAUCGUUGCAAGCACAUUCUUCUGAUCGGAGUCACCUGCCCAAUUUAGAUAUAUCUGUAGCGACGUCUUUAUGUUUUCUUUCUGUCACCGCCGUUCUUGGAUGUCUGCUAAUAUGUACCAUCUAUUUUCCAUGUGUCUGCUUCAAAUUACCCCCGUUGAUAAUCGUACGCGUUUAUUUAGGCAUGAACAAAGGCUUGCAUGGGUAUAGAUAUGGUUUGACAAGUAUUAUGAAGCUCUCAUGUCGGGCUGGGUGGUUUCGGAGUCCCC
This is a messenger RNA of Pisolithus orientalis, 1147 nucleotides long. RefSeq names its product ras family-domain-containing protein. Gene Ontology annotation, molecular function: GTP binding; GTPase activity. Bases 48 to 773 code for a protein of 241 amino acids. Lineage: Eukaryota; Fungi; Basidiomycota; Agaricomycetes; Boletales; Pisolithaceae. Gene Ontology annotation, cellular component: endosome. The transcript is spliced from 8 exons. The record is from RefSeq and is a predicted model, not a curated record. Gene Ontology annotation, biological process: regulation of endocytosis.